Talpa occidentalis (Iberian mole) is the source of this 2004-nucleotide messenger RNA. It is a transcript of the gene ZFTA, whose product is annotated as zinc finger translocation associated. Gene Ontology annotation, biological process: negative regulation of DNA-templated transcription. NCBI's taxonomy places the organism in Eukaryota, Metazoa, Chordata, Mammalia, Eulipotyphla, Talpidae. The record is from RefSeq and is a predicted model, not a curated record.
AUGGAGCCCGGCGGGGACCACCGGAGCCGGAGCGGCGGCGGCAGGGGCGGCCCCGGGCCAGCAGCGGCCUCGGCACGGGGCCGACGGCUGCCGCCCGCGGGAUCGAGCGGCGGCGCGGACCCCGAGGACGACGACGGAGGGCCAGAUCUUCAGCUGGAAGGGGGUGCCUUGGGGUCCUGGGGAAGUGCCCCCCUGCCCUCCUCCAGGGCCAGGGGACCAGCAUCUUCAGGCAGGAAAUACUCAGACCACUGUGAGGCCCGGGCGUCCAGGCCCGGCAAGAGCCGCAUCCCCGGCCGUGACCACCGGCGCUACUACCACGACCACUGGCGGCUGGAGUACCUGAUGGACUUCAACCCGGCCCGGCACGGCAUGGUGUGCAUGGUGUGCGGCAGCUCGCUGGCCACGCUCAAGCUCAGCACCAUCAAGCGGCACAUCCGCCAAAAGCACCCCUACUCCCUGCAUUGGAGUCCGCGGGAGAAGGAAGUCAUCAGCAACAGCUGGGAUGCCCACUUGGGGCUGGGGGCCUGUGGAGAGGCCGAGGGCCUGGGGGCCCAGGGGGCUGAGGAGGAGGAGGAGGAAGAAGAAGAAGAGGAAGAGGAGGGGGCUCACCUCCAAGCUUGCCCGCCCAAGGGCCCAGGCAAAACCCCAGCUGGUGGGGGUGGCCGGCGCCAACGGCGAGGGGGCCCAGUGGCACCCCCGGCUCGGCCUCGGUGCCUCUCCGCCUCCCGGAGGGCUGGGGGCAGCAGGGGGCAGGGUGCCCGGCGCCUGGAGCGGAGGCUGAAGGAGUCCCUGCAGAACUGGUUCCGGGCAGAGUGUCUCAUGGACUAUGACCCGCGGGGGAACCGGCUGGUGUGCAUGGCCUGUGGCCGGGCACUGCCCAGCCUGCACCUGGACGACAUCCGGGCCCACGUGCUGGAGGUGCACCCCAGCUCCUUGGGGCUCAGCGGCCCCCAGCGCAGCGCCCUGCUGCAGGCCUGGGGGGGCCAGUCCGAGGCACUGUCUGAGCUCACCCAGUCCCCACCAGACGAGGACCUCGCCCCCCAGGACCUGACCAGAAAGAGCCACGACUCGGCCCCCGCUGCGGGAGCCCCCUCCUCUCGGGAUCUCAGCCCCCCAGACGUAAAGGAAGAGGCUGGCGGGGUCCCUGAGAGGCCCGGGCCCGCAGAGGCGGAGGAGGAGCUGGAGGGCCCGAGGGGGGGCCGGGGCCGCGCCCCCCGCCGCUCCCGCGAGCGCUGGCGGCUGGAGUACCUGCUGGAGCUGGACGGCGGCGCGCGCGGGCGGGUGUGCGGGGCGUGCGGGGGCGCGCUGGCCUCGCUCCGCGCCCGCCCCGUCCAGCGGCCCGUCCGCCGGCGCCCCCCGGGUUCCGCGCGCCCCGGCGGCCCGCUCCGGGCCCUCGUCGCCCGGGAGUGGAGCGAGAAGGCCGGCCAGCUGCCGGCGCUGGGGCGGCCCGGCCCCGCGCCCCCCGGGAACCCCGCCGGCCCCCGCACAGCCGCCGCCUCCGAGGCGGGGGGCGGGGCGGCGGCGGCGCCGGAGGAGCCGUGGCGGGGCGACGCCCCGCCGUCCCCCGGGGAGCCGUCGGAGCGGCCGGCGGAGGACGACGACGAGGACGAGGACGCGCCCGAGCCGGGGGGCCUCGCCUUCCCGCCGCCGCCGCCGCCCCCGCCCCCGCCCCCGCCCCCGCCGCGCAGCCGCGAGCAGCGGCGGAACUACCAGCCGCGCUGGCGGGGCGAGUACCUGAUGGACUACGACGGCAGCCGGCGCGGGCUGGUGUGCAUGGUGUGCGGGGGCGCGCUGGCCACGCUCAAGGUGAGCACCAUCAAGCGGCACAUCCUGCAGGUGCACCCCUUCUCUAUGGACUUCACGCCCGAGGAGCGCCAGACCAUCCUGGAGGCCUACGAGGAGGCGGCGCUGCGCUGCUACGGCCACGAGGGCUUCGGGCCGCCCGCGCCGGCGCCCCGCGACGGCGGCGCGGACCUCAAGGCGGGCGCCGUGUGCCGCGCGUAG